CAUUACAAAUCCCCGGACCGCGCGGCUCUGCGCUCUUUUCCUCAGCCUGUUCACACGAGGUCUCUGCACGCCUUUCACAAUGGGCUUUGGCGAUCUUAAAACCCCCGCUGGUCUUAAAGUUUUGAAUGACUUUUUAGCCGAUAAAAGCUACAUCGAGGGGUUCGUUCCCUCUCAGGCUGACGUUGUGGUAUUUGAGGCCCUCUCUGCUGCUCCCCCUGCAGACUUAUGCCAUGCGCUCCGCUGGUACAACCAUAUCAAGUCCUAUCAGUCAGAGAAAUUAAGCCUUCCAGGGGUGAAGAAGGCCCUCGGCCAGUACGGUCCUGCUGGGGUGGAGGACACCACCAGUGCAGAUUCCAAGGACGACGAUGAUGACAUCGACCUGUUCGGCUCUGAUGACGAGGAGGAAAGCGAAGAAGCCGCGAGGUUGAAGGAAGAACGACUAGCAGCCUAUAAUGCAAAGAAGGCUAAAAAACCAGCGCUGAUAGCAAAGUCGUCCAUUUUGUUAGACGUGAAACCGUGGGAUGACGAGACGGACAUGACAAAGCUGGAGGAAAGUGUCCGCAGCAUCCAGAUGGAUGGGCUGCUGUGGGGGAGCUCCAAACUGGUGCCUGUGGGCUACGGCAUCAAGAAGCUGCAGAUCCAGUGUGUGGUGGAGGAUGACAAGGUUGGUGUAGACCAACUGGAGGAGGAGAUCACAGCCUUCGAGGAUUAUGUACAGUCCAUGGAUGUGGCUGCCUUCAACAAGAUCUGAAAAUGUACUGGGCAUAUUAAUAAAGGCACUUGGAUUGCAAACA
Brienomyrus brachyistius is the source of this 794-nucleotide messenger RNA. RefSeq names its product eukaryotic translation elongation factor 1 beta 2 (gene eef1b2). The coding region runs from base 80 to 751 and encodes 223 amino acids. Gene Ontology annotation, biological process: translational elongation. NCBI's taxonomy places the organism in Eukaryota, Metazoa, Chordata, Actinopteri, Osteoglossiformes, Mormyridae. Gene Ontology annotation, molecular function: translation elongation factor activity; guanyl-nucleotide exchange factor activity. The transcript has 6 exons. Gene Ontology annotation, cellular component: eukaryotic translation elongation factor 1 complex; cytosol. The record is from RefSeq and is a predicted model, not a curated record.